AUGGCCAUGAGUACAGUGGCACAGCGUAAAGAAAUGAUCGUUGAACUGUUGAAGAAUAAUGAAGUCAAAACAGUUGUUCUUGUUGGGGAAUCAGGAAUCGGAAAAACAUGGACUGCCAGAGAGAUAAGUAAGCGUGCAAUUAAGGAAGGCUUAUUUGAGAAAAUCCUAUGGGUAUUUCUUCACAGAAAAUAUGAAAGAGUUGAUCUUGUAAAAGAUAUUGGUCAUCAGUUGUGUCUACUGCCCAUUGCUGAGGAGUGGGAUGGUGAUGAUGGCAAAGAACUCACCAAAAGGGAAAAAGAUGAAGAAAAUGCAGAGAAGAAGGUGAACAGGCAUGACUUGCAACAGAAGAUAUCUCAAACACUUAAAGGAAAACGUUUUCUUCUAAUUUUGGAUGACGUGGGAAGCAAAAUGGAUGAACAUAUUAUGUCCGAAUUGGAAAGCUUUCUGAAAUUUAGCCCACAAAAUGGAUACAAGUUUCUAAUAACUAGCAUAGAGAGCAUCAGUUGCCCUGAUUUUAUGAAACCAUUGGGAGAGAUACAGCAGGUGAAGCCCUUAUCUCUGACAGAGUCAUUGUCCUUGUUGCAACAACAUACAGGAAUGAUGAUCUAUGAGGUUCCAGGUGUUAAAGCUUUGGCUGAAGCUUUUAUUGAAAAGACUAAAGGGUUGCCUACUGCAGUAGUCAUAAUGGCAAAAGCUUUAAGUCACUUUGCAAAACAUGAGCAUGAGGAGCUGUUGCUGGAAAGUGAUUUGGAGGAAGCAUUUUCUGAUAAUGAAAGCUAUAACAUAACACAGAUACUAUGCACUGGGAAUGGCAUGCUGCCACUUGGUGUUCUAAUGGACUGUUGUUGGCAUGGCAACCACUUCUUUCGCAACCGUGGAAGCAUUCAUUUUAAUGAGUUGAUAGCUUACUGGAUGCUAGAAGGAUAUCUUGGUAGAGUCGACUGUAUUGAGAAGGCAUACGAGAAGGGACAUCAUGUCUUGAUGGAGCUAAUUGAUUGUCAUAUACUGAAAAAGGUGGAAACUAGUUAUGUUACCAUUGAAGAAUCAAGAAUGAACUUGGAAGAUUGCCACCAUUCUGGAUAUGUCGGGACAGCCUGUCUGGGAUUGGCUAAUGUAUUUGAGGAUGAGUGGGAAGGCCUUGGGAGAACCACACAGGUGGAUGGUAUGAUGAAAACUAUGCUCACUGGUAUGAAAGGGCAGAAACUCAGGACAUCACUGCUUGACGGAAAUUUUCUCGGCAGGGAAGAUCCAGAUAACUUCUUUCAGUCCGAGCAGGAUCUGCAAGUUCUUGCCCUUUUUAAUCCAACUUUCAUAUCAUUGCCACAUUCCUUGUGCUGCAUGAAGAAACUUCGUGUGCUUGUGCUUAAAGGCUGCGACUUUUUGGAGAAAAUCAACCACACCCUGACACUUCCAAGUUUAACUGUUCUUGAGAUAUCUGGUGCUAGCUCCUUGAUAAUUCCAGAAAAUUUCAAUGAUCUUUUUAAGCAUAUGCCCUGCCUUCGAAGCCUUAAUCUGUCUUCACUCCUGAUAGACUCAUUACCUUCAUCUCUUUAUGACCUUAGUGAACUAAGCUGGCUCAUCCUUAGAGGGUGUUCUCACUUGCUUGAACUGGGAAGUCUCAGCAAACUAAGGAAACUUGUGCUGCUGGAUGUUUCUGGUGCUACCUCUUUGAAAUAUAUCAAAGACCAAAACUUUAGCAUAAAUAAUAAACUUCAAACGCUAAAUCUUUCUCAAACAAAGAUUUCGAAGUUACCAUUACUUCAGAAACAUGGAGAGCUCUGUCAUCUCUCACUAAGUGGCUGUGAAUCCUUAACAAGACUUCCAAGCAUUGCCUCACUGGUCUGUCUCCAAACUCUUGAUCUUUCAGGUGCGAAAAAAUUCCUUGAAUUCCAGCGAAUGGAAAAAAGCAUUAGCCUUAAAAUCCUUGAUCUAUCUGAAACUGCAGUUGAAUCUCUACCAUCCAAAAUUAUCAAUCUGCGGCAUCUCUUUCUAAGACGUUGCUCUAAGUUGAAAGUAUUAUCAUGCACUGGAGCACUUAAGUAUCUUGAGGUACUUGAUGUUUCAGGUACCUGUACUCUAGAGAAAAUCGAAUUUGUUGAACACCUGAGUUCACUACAAAUCCUUAACCUUUCAGAAACCAAAAUUACUACUCUACCAUCCAUUGUCAAUCUCUGUAAGCUCCGCGUGCUUUAUCUCUCCAGGUGUAGUGCAUUGAAAGAAUUACAAGAUAAAUCCUUUGAUCAUUUUCUUCGUAUUCAGAAACUUGACCUCUCUGGAACUAAGAUUAAGAUCCUGCCAUCCCUUUCAAAAUGUAGCAACCUUCGUCACCUCUUACUUGAAAAAUGUACCAAUUUGGAAGAACUUCCUCAGCUUGAAUCUCUAUUGAAACUUGAGAAGCUAAACUUAAGUGGUAUUAGCUUGUUGAGAAAAGAUGGAGCCAAAUUCUUGGAGCAUAUGAGAGGCCUUCGGAUUCUUGACCUCUCUGAAACCUCUCUGCUUGAAGAGUUACCAUCCAUGUCAAACCUCGAAAACCUUCAACAACUUAUUCUGAGGGGUUGUCCGAGCUUAAAGAUGGUGCCACAGUUGGAAUCACUUACAAAGCUUGAGGUUCUGGAUCUUUCUGGAACAGCAGUUGUUUCUCUACCAUCCCUUGACAAAUUCAGCAACCUCCGCCAGCUCAUGCUUAGGGGUUGCUCAAGCUUGGAAGAGUUUCUGCAUCUAGAGUUGCUUCAUCUUCUUGGGGGAACUGUGAAAGAACUUCCCUAUGGGAUCUCAAAAUUGGCUCAUCUUGAGCAGCUCGAUAUGCCAAACAUGAAGAACAUAAUUGAAGGAGAUAAUGGAGGGAAUACAGAGUGCAUACCACAAGACCAGAAUUGGUGUGAUUGGAGCAUCUCCAGUUUGUCAGCUAAAACUCCCAGGGCCAACGAGUACAGACCUCUGGUAUCAGUAAGUGGAUCUCAAUUUCUUCAGCUUUUGGAAAGAGAUCCCUUGUUAUGGGACACAAACUUUACUCAGUUCCAUUUCUAUGUUCAUCCUGUAAAUAGGGUUAAUAGUAAUGGAGACAGAUACUCUAGGACUUUUCCUGUAAGUCCUCCUAUGGUGAACAAACAGCUUGACCUUACCCCAGAUAACAUGGGUGGUUUGGAUUGUAUCGGUUCCCCCUGCAUCUACAGAAAUGAGCAAAUCUUCGGGGAUAUUCACUUCCGGACUAGGGAAUUUCUUCAAUUUAAAGAGCAAAGGACAUUGCGAAAAUGGGGAAUGUUUUCCAUGCAGAAGAUAUUGCGAAAAUGGGGAAAAACUUGGUUGUUCUGGGGGUCUCCACUGCUUUUAGUUUGA
Molecule: messenger RNA, 3336 nt
Organism: Cornus florida
Lineage: Eukaryota; Viridiplantae; Streptophyta; Magnoliopsida; Cornales; Cornaceae
Product: putative disease resistance protein At4g19050
Exons: 1
Coding region: 1-3336 (1111 amino acids)
Molecular function (GO): protein binding; ADP binding
Source: RefSeq, a predicted model, not a curated record